GCCUACCAUUUUCUCACAUCAUAUCCACCAACAAAAACACAAGCUUAUAAAGCAAAAAUCAACUAAUUUUGUUAUCAACCAACAAGAAGAACAAACACAAUGGCUUUCGCUUUGAGGUUCUUCACAUGCCUUGUUUUAACGGUGUGCAUAGUUGCAUCAGUCGAUGCUGCAAUAUCAUGUGGCACAGUGGCAGGUAGCUUGGCUCCAUGUGCAACCUACCUAUCAAAAGGUGGGUUGGUGCCACCUCCGUGUUGUGCAGGAGUCAAAAAGUUGAACGGUAUGGCUCAAACCACACCAGACCGCCAACAAGCAUGCCGAUGCAUACAGUCCACUGCGAAGAGCAUUUCUGGUCUCAACCCAAGUCUAGCCUCUGGCCUUCCUGGAAAGUGCGGUGUUAGCAUUCCCUAUCCCAUCUCCAUGAGCACUAACUGCAACAACAUCAAGUGAAAUGGAAGCUUACGUCAUCAUUUGCGUUAAGAGUAUGGUUUAACAUAAGUACAAUAAAAGGGGCGGCUAUAUCUUAGCUGAUAUUACCAUGUCUUUGUUGUCUCGAUGCUAUGUAAUCCUUUCCUUUCAUAUGUUGUAUUGAUGCGUUUAAGAUAUGAUAAUAGUACCUUAUUAGCCAUCUUCUCUUUA
Molecule: messenger RNA, 636 nt
Organism: Arabidopsis lyrata subsp. lyrata
Lineage: Eukaryota; Viridiplantae; Streptophyta; Magnoliopsida; Brassicales; Brassicaceae
Product: non-specific lipid-transfer protein 3
Exons: 2
Coding region: 100-447 (115 amino acids)
Biological process (GO): lipid transport
Cellular component (GO): membrane
Molecular function (GO): lipid binding
Source: RefSeq, a predicted model, not a curated record